CUCUUCCCCUCCCAACACCAUCCAGAAUAGAAAGGCCUUUUCCAGUCAUUGAGGGAACACCUCUGUGCAGUUCCACUCCCACAACUCUUAUUCUUUCUCAUCCCAGAGAAAGAUAUGGCUGCCGUUACCUCGUCUGCCGUUGUUGCCCCAGUUGCCUUCAAGGCAACUGUUGAGGCCUCUGCUGCCUCCUCCAAGUCUGUGUCCUUCUCCGGACUGAAGGCUGGUGUUGCUGGUCCCAAUGGGCUCGCCGCCAAGACUGUCUCCAACGGCAGCCGCGUCUCCUGCAUGAAGGUGUGGAACCCCAUUGGCAACCCCAAGUUCGAGACCCUGUCUUACCUUCCCCCUCUCACUGACGAUCAUAUCAUCAAGGAGAUCCGCUACAUGCUCCAGAACGGCUGGAUCCCCGCGAUUGAGUUCGACCCCAGCGGUGUUGUGUACAGGGAAAACAACAGCGGCCCCGGCUACUAUGAUGGCCGCUACUGGACGAUGUGGAAGCUGCCCCUCUUCGGCUGCACUGAUGCGUCCCAGGUUCUCAGGGAGAUCAACGAGUGCAAGGCUUCCUACCCUGGUUGCUUCAUCCGCGUUCUGGGCUUCGACAACGUGAAGCAGGUCCAGUGCAUGUCCUUCAUUGUCCACAAGCCAUAGAGGGGAUGUGACAUGGGUUUCUUGUAGUUGCCGUAUAAUUAUGGAUUUUCUGGCGGUUCCAUAAUGACUCUUCCCAAUUUUGACGAAACUAUCUGAACGGAAAAUCGCGCAUCGUGCAGUAACAUCAUAUCAGGAACCUAUCCACAGCGUGAAGACCGCCAUUACUUCCCAAUUGCGUGAAGAAAGAAUCACUGACCGUACUAUUCCAGUUAAAAUCCAGAUUAAGGCUGCCUGUUCACUAAGGUAUUACUCCCUGCACAUUACUCUAGAGAU
This is a messenger RNA of Closterium sp. NIES-67, 918 nucleotides long. The record is from the annotation of a GenBank genome assembly. Lineage: Eukaryota; Viridiplantae; Streptophyta; Zygnematophyceae; Desmidiales; Closteriaceae.